ACGUUGCAAUUUUAGAUUGGCUAAGCGACGGCUCAGUUACAUCUGUUUACGGAAGUUCUGCCACCCACUGCAAAGAUGGAGGACAAUAUCUCAGAUUUGAGCCGUCCACAGAUGUAUUUGUUCGGUUGCACACUGAAAGCGAACAAACGGGAGUUCAAAGUUGACGUAGAUGACGACGAUACUGAGCAGCAGCUGUCACUCAAAGCAGUUUGUCUUGGAGCUGAGGCUGAGGAUAAGUUCCACAUGGUGGAAGUGGAGGGUCUGACGUUUGAUGGGAAGACAACCAAAGUGCCGCUGGCUGCCCUUAAGCCUUCUGUCCUGCCAUCGAUGACUUUAGGUGGAUUUGAGAUCACUCCUCCUGUCACCUUCCGUCUUCAGUCUGGCUCUGGACCGGUUCACAUCAGUGGUCAGCAUUUUGUCAAUAUCAAAGACUCAGAGGAUGAAGAAGAAAACAACACAUCACCAGUAAAGAGACCUGCAAGUCUGAUGUCGGGGAAGAAGCUUCUAUCGAAAAAACUAAAGAUGGAUUCUGAUGAUGAUGAUGAAGAUGAAGAGAGUGAUGAUGAUGAUGAUGAUGAUGAUGACGACGACGACAGUGAUGACGAUGCAGUGAAGCCUCAAAAGAAAAUUGCAAAGGAGCCUGAAAAGGGUCGUGAAUCAAAGAAGCUCAACAAGACUCCAGUCAAACAGAACGGCCCUGCAGGAAAACCAUCAGGAUCUGUGGUUAAACCACAGACUAAGACACCUGCCCCGGGAAAAGACAAACCCCAGCCUGGCCCGUCUAAAAUCCCCUCUCUGGAUGAGAUUAAGACCAAGUUGUCGACAGCAGCAAAGGAGGGGAAGCCUUUGCCGAAGACUGAGCAGAAGUUUGAGAAUUACGUCAGGAAUUGUUUUAAAAUCACAGACAAGGAAGUGGCCAAGGAACUGUGGAGUGUGGUAGAAUCACUGAAGAUGGAGAAGAAGUAAACGGACUGUGGACAGCGAUGCAUUUGUACAUUAUGCAUCCCGUGAGACGUUUAAAGGCACAAUCGGCAAGAUUUCCAAGUUAGUCUUGUUGGGUUAAGGUUGCUAACUCUGAAUGGACAAGACCCAAGUGCUGAAAAAGCUUUUAAUAUUCAGGUGUUAUUUUUAACUGCAAAACCUUAAAGACAGUCAUCCUCAUCAUCCUGUGCCAAUGUGCACCACCUAUAGGUGAUAUGAAGAACAGAAAAUGAGAUUUUUUUUUUCCAUAUCUACCAAAAACUGUGAAUGUUUCACAGGCAGCACAUACAUUAUUUGAAAAUGCUGGUGCAAAUUUUUAUUUUUAAGAAACUAAAGAAUCGUAAACCAAACCAAAUUGCUGGUCCAGCAACACAUCAGAAUUUGCUUCAUCGUUAUGCCUUCGUCGAGGGCAAUGAAUGAAAUGAAAAAGUACUGCGACUAUUCAUGGAUGCAUGUGCUAAGUAGUGAAUGUGAGCACCUACACUGCAACUCUGCACAACAUCCAACUCUUCACCUGCAGGUGAUGCAUGUUGCAACAUCUCUAUCUCUGUAAGACUGUGUUUCUUUCACGAGUCAAUAAUGCAAUUGGAGAAAUUGCAGAAUGUGCCUUUAAAUAUCUCUGCUGUAAACCGAUCAAAAUGAGAGUGUUGUUUUUUUUUUUUUUUUAUCCGUUUGAACAGUAUAAAACAAAGGAAUUGAACCGAGAGUUGUUUUAAGAGGACAAUUCUUUAGUCAACAAUCAGUGAUGUUUCUGUUUUUUUAAGUUGGAUGUAAUGUGUUGUUGGAUGUGUUGGAUAUAACAUGAUUUACAGCUUUUAGCCAUGCUUACAUGCUGUUCUGUUAGUUUUCCUGCUUAACUGCUGCACACUGCAUAUCGUACAAGGAGCUGUUUUUUACUACUUAAAACUUUAAUGUAAAAGGCCACAUCACAUGUACUGAUUUUGAUAAGGGCAUAUUGAUUCUGUAUUUGAUCAAUUUUAAUGUGAAUAUUUUAUGCGAUUGAACUUGAAAUCAUUUUCAUCAUAUUCAUUGACCUUUUUGUAAAACUUUCAGACCCAUGUCCCAGGUUAGGGUUUGUGAAAAGUUCAGUGCUGCCUGUAGAACAAAAAAGAAAAGAAAAAACAACUCAAUUAACGUAUGAUUAUUUGUUGUCUCUUAGAGAGAGACUACAGCCUACAAUAACAAACAACCACAUUAGUAACAGUAUAUGUGGAUCAUACCCAUGUGAUUCAUGGGUUUCUAUGCUAUUACUGUAUAAAUUGAUCUUAUUCCCUAAUAUUUACCAAGUGUGUUACCAUAUACAGUAUGCAUUAGCAAGGACUCAUCUGUAGCAAAGAAUACUUUCUAGGGAAAAAAAGUCCAUAAAAGUACCACAGAUGUCUAGACGUAAUGUUUUUUU
Messenger RNA from Cynoglossus semilaevis (tongue sole), 2380 nucleotides. RefSeq names its product nucleophosmin 1b (gene npm1b). Gene Ontology annotation, biological process: positive regulation of transcription by RNA polymerase II; ribosomal large subunit export from nucleus; ribosomal small subunit biogenesis. The transcript is spliced from 11 exons. The record is from RefSeq and is a predicted model, not a curated record. Gene Ontology annotation, cellular component: nucleoplasm; centrosome; nucleolus. Gene Ontology annotation, molecular function: histone binding; RNA binding; chromatin binding. NCBI's taxonomy places the organism in Eukaryota, Metazoa, Chordata, Actinopteri, Pleuronectiformes, Cynoglossidae. The coding region runs from base 76 to 966 and encodes 296 amino acids.